This is a messenger RNA of Schizophyllum commune H4-8, 1584 nucleotides long. RefSeq lists its product as uncharacterized. The record is from RefSeq and is a predicted model, not a curated record. The transcript is spliced from 2 exons. Lineage: Eukaryota; Fungi; Basidiomycota; Agaricomycetes; Agaricales; Schizophyllaceae. The coding region runs from base 1 to 1584 and encodes 527 amino acids.
AUGUCGCUGACAUGUCGAAGCUUCAGUGGUCCUGCAACGGCUACUUUGUGGCGGAAGCUGUAUAAUGUCAAACCGCUGCUACGUGUUCUGCCGCCUGACAUCUUUGUCGACCAGCAGGAGUUCGCACUUGCCCGAAUUGUGCAGCCAGCCGAUCUGGAGAGGUUCAAGCACUAUGCCCGAUUCGUGCAGGAUUUGGGUACCUCGUGGCUGCCGGACGAGACCUGUCUUGCAGCGCUGCAAUUGUGUUUUCCCGCUCCUCUAUUGCCGAAACUUCGCCACCUCUCCUGGGUUCCUGGUCCCUCCUCGCUCUCAUUCAUCACCAUGUUCCUUCAUCCUGGAAUCACAACGCUUCGUCUCUAUAUGGCCGGUGCUCCUGAGGCUGGCCGUCUUCUCGCCUCGUCGCUCGUGCCACGACUUCCAACUCUCUGCCCCAGCAUCCAGGUCUUUGAAUUCCACGGUCAUGACGACUUUGCACCCGUCUUUACUCUCUUCUAUUCCCCUUCGGACGCUACGAGCAGAUGGAAUGAGCUUCGAGUUCUCGAUCUGCCUUAUCUGCACGGAAGCGAUAUUCAAUGCAUCGCCUCCUGUUCACGGCUCGCGAGCCUUCGUAUCAGAGGUCUUCCCGAAGACUUUCCCAAGUGCGGGAUGCUCAUUGCGCAGCCAGCCUUCGUGUCUUUGCGCACACUCGAGCUUGAGCCGCAAGCGAUGCACCUGGCUACCAGUUUCUUCGAAUCUCUCCAGCUGGCACUGCGACUCGAGUCCCUGAAAGUCAAAUGCAAGGAGAUCAAGAAGGCGUGUCAUUGGAAGGCCCUCUUACUGUCGAUAGCACGCACUUGCGAUCCGGACACGCUGCAAAGGCUGACUAUCAAGGGGUACGGAAAAUACACCGAGGACCCCGAGCCAGACGUCCCAGACUGGUACCUGACGGCCCUCUCAUUCGACGUCGCGUCGCACCUGCUCACAUUCCGCAACCUUACCCAUCUCGUAUUACGAUCAUGGGGAGGGUUUGUGUUCGAAGACGAGCACUUCGACUCACUCGCUCAGGCGUUCCCCGACCUCCAGCACUUGGAACUGCUGGAAGAAGACGAGAGCCAUCGACACGAGGCAUCGAUCUACGCUCUAAUCCCUCUCGCUCGACACUGCCCUCGUCUGCACUUCCUCGCCAUGGAUUUCCACGCGGAUGACUACACGUACGAGGAACACGAGACGCGCGGCGUCUGCCAGCGGGCCCUCACCUGGCUUGACGUGCGCUACUCAGCGAUAACCAGCGCGCGCGUCACCGCUGCGCUCCUCUCCGCCAUCUUCCCCAGGCUCGCAUGCGUCUCGAGUGAGGGAUACAUGCCAGACCGGGAGGAUAUGAGGGGGCCGGAUCCAGACCUGGUACACACACGGCGGGAGCGGAAGAGGAAAUGGGCGCAGGUGGACCGUAUGCUUCCCAUGCUCCGCUUUGUCCGCGCGCAGGUCGAGCGCGACGUCCGUCUUCGUAGCGUCGAAGGGUCGACCGAGGGCGUGAUAACGGACCAGGAAACCAGCAACCCGCCUUUGCAUGAUGAGGAAUACGAUACGGAUUACUCGGAUGUCUGA